This is a messenger RNA of Monosiga brevicollis MX1, 3318 nucleotides long. RefSeq lists its product as uncharacterized. Gene Ontology annotation, biological process: phosphatidylinositol-mediated signaling; lipid metabolic process. Gene Ontology annotation, molecular function: phosphatidylinositol-4,5-bisphosphate phospholipase C activity; calcium ion binding; protein binding. Lineage: Eukaryota; Choanoflagellata; Craspedida; Salpingoecidae. The transcript has 19 exons. Bases 1 to 3318 code for a protein of 1105 amino acids. The record is from RefSeq and is a predicted model, not a curated record.
AUGGAUGCCUCCACGUUCUUUGAGCGGACGGUGACGCUCCAGCGCCAAGACCCUAGCCGUCCGUGGGGGUUUGUCCCAUCGCGGCAGGUUCUGGACCGGAGCCUAGCAGCACGUCAUGCCUUUGGGGCCUUUGUUGUCGGCGUGCAGGAGGGCACACCGGCGCAGCAUGCGAGCCUGCUGGAUGGUGACUAUAUCGUGGCCAUCAAUGGUAAAGAUGUCACCGAGCUGCCCUUACCAGACGUCAUCAAGCUGAUGAUCGAUAGCCUCAAGAUUACGCUGGUCGUGGAAUGCUGCGCCGUGCGUGUCUUGCAAAUGGGCACUGGCAGCCUCUACAAGGUCCGCGAAGGGCGCCUUUUUCAGCGCGAAUUUUGGAUCGAUCCCACCGGAACCCGUAUUCAGUGGCUGAGUCGUACCAAGGGUUCACGCGAGGCCUCGAUCCGCGCCUCAGUCCUUCGCGAAGUUCGGCCCGGUCGCAAGACCACGAGCUUUCAACGCAGCUAUGAUAACGGCACACCGGGCUUGCGUGACAUGCUGCAGGAUGACCUUUGCUUCUCCGUGAUUUUUGGCGAGUCCGAGGAGAUUUUGGAUCUCGUUGCGCCCACCGAAUCAUUGCGCAACACCUGGGUGCUUGCGCUCAACCACUUUGUGGCUCGUGAGCGCCUUGCCGAUCUUGCCACCGUGCCGUACGAAGAACAAAACAGCUUGCGUGAUGCCUGGCUGCGUGACAUGUUCAAUCAGAGUGACUUGAACAACGACAAGCAACUCAACCUGGAGGAAAUCCGACGCCUCAUGCUCCGUCUCAAUGUCGCCAUUCCGCGCCGCGAUCUGCGGCAGCGCUUCAUGCAAGCCGACCGUGAUAAAAAGGGGACCCCGGGCUACGGUCAGCUGGAUUAUAAGGAGUUUGCCCGUUUUUUCAAGGCCCUUGUGGCUCGCCCCGAGUUGGGUGCGCUCAUGAACAAAUACGGCUCGCGAUCCGGCGGCGUGCAGUCUGCCGGAACCACCGACACAUUCGAUGACGCCACUUUAAGCCCAGAGCAGCUUCAAGUCUUUCUGCGCGUGGAACAGGAGGAAAAGCUAUCGUUGGAAGAAGUCGAGGCUAUCAUCAAGCGCUUUGAGCAUGCCCGCGACGAUGGAUUCAUGGGCAUUGACGGCUUUACCAACAUGCUGACCGACCCCUCGGCGAGUGCUUACAAGCAGCAACACCGAUCUGAGGUUUACCAGGAUAUGACACGCCCCCUCAGCCAAUACUUUAUCGCUUCCUCCCACAACACCUACCUGAUGGAAGACCAGCUCUAUGGCUCUUCAGACGUUGAGGCCUACAUUCGAGCGCUUCGCAUGGGCUGUCGCUGCGUAGAAAUUGAUUGUUGGGAUGGCGAGGACGGCGAACCCGUCGUCUACCACGGUCAUACCUUGACCAGUAAGGUGUUGCUCAAGGAUGUCAUCAACGCGUGCGCCGAACACGGAUUUGUGACGACAGACUUUCCUCUCAUCCUGUCUAUCGAGAAUCACCUCUCCAUUCCUCAGCAAGACAAACUGGCCGAGUACAUCAAGGCUGCUUUUGGAGAGCGGCUGGCUGUUGUGCCCUUUUCCACCGAACCCAUGCCCUCUCCCGCCUCGCUCAAGGGCAAGGUGAUUGUGAAGGGCAAAGUCAACCCAGCGUCCGCCUCUGGCGACGGCGCUGUCAGUGACGAGGACGAAGCAUCUGAAGCGUUUGAGGACAUGUCCUCGAGUGGGCAGUCCGAGCUGAAGAGCCAACCUCGUGCCGUUCGUACGCGUGUGAGUAAGCAAGCCAAGGCGCUCAAGCGCCACGCGCGCGGCAGCAAGGACGGCGCCAGCGCCAAGAGCAAGCUUGUUUCCCCUGCUUUCUCCAACAUCGUGUCGUUGUCGGGUGUCAAGUUUAAAGGUGUGGCCCAACUGCAGCAGAGCUUUACGGAGCAAAAGGCCAUGCAAAUGUCUUCCUUUGGCGAAAAGCGUGCCAUGCGCUUGGUGGAGAAUGAGCACGAUACAAAUGUCUUUGUCCGGCGCAACGCACGCCAGCUGGCCCGCACGUACCCCGCUGGCCUGCGUGUCUCCUCCAGCAACUACAACCCUCAGCCCAUGUGGAACGCUGGCUGCCAGAUUGUAGCCCUAAACUACCAAACGCACACCCUUCCCAUGCACCUCAAUCAGGGUCGUUUUGCGGACAACGGCGGUUGUGGCUAUGUGCUCAAGCCGGAGUUUCUGCGAUCGACGGAGACAAAGUUUAACCCCAACGACGUGGGCACGCUGGAUCCUUCGUUGGGUCGUAAGCUGCGCGUCGAGGUCAUCAGCGCUCAGCAGCUGCCCAAGGCAACGAUUGGUGGUCGGGCCACGCAAAAGGGCGAGAUUAUCGACCCAUACGUCAUUGUGGGCAUCGAGGGCAUUCCCGCUGAUAGCGCCACGGGACAAACCACGGUGGUCGACAACAAUGGUUUCAACCCGCGCUGGAAUCAAGCUUUUGAGUUCGACCUUCAUGCGCCCGACCUGGCUCUUUUGACUUUUGUCGUGUAUGAUUACGACGUCAGCAACCAGGACGACCUCAUUGCACAGGCCGUGAUUCCCCUGACCUCGCUCCAGGAGGGGUACCGUCACGUUCGGCUCUUGUCGGCGACACACCAGCGGCUCUCGGGCACGACUCUUUUUGUGAACAUCCAACUUUCUGCUGAAGGCAAUGCCUCGGCCGGCGAUGCGCGGGCCACCUCGGGUCAACAUUCACAUGUUGAUAUUUACAACUCUUCGACUGGGGUGCCUGAACUGGAUGACGGCUUUUUGAACUCGCCGUCGAUGGCGGUUGAUCAGCGGUAUCAGAAUUUGCUCAAGGCGCUCGGUCAGCUCAAGAGCAUUCUCAAGUGUUCAUACAAGACCACCUUGGACGAGACCAUUGCCGCGUUGGCCAAUGCCUUUGGUGCACUGGAUACGGCCGUCGAGACAAACGAGGAGCGCGGGCUGUACAUGUUGCAGACAGCAACGACGGGACAGACCAGCAAGGCGGCCGCCAACCUGCUAAUGUGCUACAAUCGCGUCUUGGAGCGUGCUUUGGUGUGGCAACAAAAGGCAGCUCUAUUCGAGUCGCAGCUGCGCUCGCUGGUCCGGGAUUAUGAAGCCGUGAGCAGCGAAGAAAAGUUUCGGGCUUUGGCCACCACCUGUGGCGUUCGACCCAAUGCCAUUUCACGCUGCCGCACCAUUGCGCAGGCUCGGUUGCGAGCCAUGCGUCAGAGCUUGCGUGCGUUGGAGCACGGAAAUCGGUUGACGCAGACGCUGCGUGAAGCGGUUCCCCGAUACUUUUCAACUUCGGCUUGA